AUGUCCAGAAGAUUAGCAAAUAAUAAUAAUUCAAGCAUAGCUUUUGCAAAUAAAAAACAUCAAGGUUUAUGUGGAGCGCCUGACGAUAUUUUCUAUGGAUCAUUAAGUUUGGAAAUUGCAAAUGAUGAGAAAGGGAAGCUUGAUCACUGUAAUAAUAAUCAAUUUUGGAUGAUGCAAAUAAAGGUUUUUGCUUCGAUAUAUUUACCCACACUACUCGCGCUUGUCGUGAGUUCCCAAGCAUACCUUUCAUUUGAUCAACAUUCCAAUGAAUGUGCACUUGUACUAUCACAAGAAGGACGUUCAUCAUUGUAUGACUAUAAUGUAAAUCUUUUCCGAGGAACUUUGGCACCUCAUGUUGCACAACAUACAUGUAUCACUUAUGAUGCCGUCAAUCAAGCAUACAUCGAUGCAAGAAAGAGAAUUCGCGUUGCACAGCCAAAAGGUGAAUGGAAACCAGAAGAAAUUGCAACAGUUGGUGAAUUAUUGCUAGAUAUGUCAAUUCAGUUGGCCAGAACCUAUGGUUUGAGCUAUGAAGACAUUGAAAAAGGUCUACCAAACAUUGAUACAUCAAAGACACUUAUUCGUGAAGUUUGUCCACCUUUCUUAUCAGGUGUCGAAUGUCGUCCAGGAAAAUAUCGUCGUGUUGAUGGAUUAUGUAAUAAUCUUGAAAAUCCAACAUGGGGUGGAGCACAUACUCCAUUCACACGCUUGAUUGGACCUCUUUAUUCUGAUAGCAUUAAUUCACCACGUGUUUCUGUUACUGGACAUGAUUUGCCACCAGCACGUGUUGUAUCAAGAACAAUUCAUCCUGAUGAGGGAUAUCAUGAUCAUGCUGGAACUGUCAUGAUUGUCGCUUGGGGUCAAUUCAUGGAUCACGAUCUCACACUUACUGGAACUCCACUAGAUCCAAAAACACGUAAUGACCCAGAAGAAUGCUGCAAACGUCCUCAACACUUGAAACAUCCAUACUGUAAUGAAAUUCGUAUACCUGAUGAUGAUUACUUCUAUCGUCUCUUCAAUGUCAAAUGUAUUGACUUCGUUCGUGGUUUCCCAACACCAAGAGUUGGCUGUAGAUUGGGCUCACGCCUUACAUUCAACACUUUAACAUCGGUUAUUGACGGAAAUACAAUUUAUGGCGUUAGCGAAAAAUUCACACGCAAAUUGAGAACCGGAUUCAGUGGUUUCUUAAGAAUGAAUCCAGUCUUCCAAGAGUUUGGAUUGAAAGAUUUACUUCCAUUAAAAUUGGACUUCCCUGAUGAAGGAUGUACUCGUCCAAAUAAGAAUUUGUAUUGUUUCGAAGCUGGUGAAAUUCGUGUUAAUGAACAAUUGGUUCUCUCAUGUAUGCACACACUUCUAGCUCGUAAUCACAAUCAUUUGGCAACAGAAUUAGCUAAAGUUAAUGCUCAUUGGGAUGAUGAAACACUUUUCCAGGAAGCAAGACGUUUGAAUAUUGCUACAAUUCAACAAAUCACAUACAAUGAGUUCCUUCCAAUUCUUUUGGGUAAGGAUGUUAUGGAGAAAUUCGGAAUUUUAACACAAAAAGAAGGUUAUUGGAAUGGAUAUGAUGCAAAUGUUAAUCCAGGUAUCAUUGAUGCUUUCGCUGGUGCUGCCUUCCGUGUUGGUCACACAUUGUUGCCAACUGCUGUUGAAAGAUGGUCAAAGGCUCACAAAUUUAUUGCUUCAAAGAGACUUUCUGACUUAAUCCGUCGUCCAUUUGAUUUAUACCGUGCUGGUGUCAUGGAUGAAUAUUUAAUGGGUCUUAUGAAUCAAGUAGCACAAGCUGUCGACGAUUCGAUCACGCAAGAAGUCACAAAUCAUUUAUUCAAAAAGGAUGGUGAACGUUUCGGUAUGGAUUUGGUGUCAUUCAACAUGCAACGUGGUCGUGAAUUAGGUAUUCCUGGUUUUAUGGAGUUCCGUAAAUUCUGUGGCCUUCCAACAGCCGAAACAUUUGAGGAAAUGUAUGGCAUCUUUCCAAAUGAAACUGUCCGUCGCUAUCAAAGCAUUUAUGAACAUCCAUUUGAUAUUGAUUUAUGGUCCGGUGGUGUUUCCGAAAAAUCAUUGCCAGGCUCAAUGGUUGGCCCAACAUUUGCAUGCAUUAUUGCCACUCAAUUUAGCUACUUAAGACGUGGUGAUCGUUUCUGGUAUGAAUUGGCAAAUCAACCAUCAUCAUUCACACCCGAACAAUUACAAGAAAUCAGAAAAGUCAAAUUUUCACGUGUCAUUUGUGACAACACGGAUUUGAUUGACUCAAUACAAAUUUAUCCAAUGGUUCUUCCUGAUCAUGAGCUAAAUCCUCGUGUGCCCUGCAAAGCUAGCAUUAUUCCAUCAAUAGAUUUUACCAAAUGGGCUGAUUACGAUCAAUACUCGCCUCAGCAAUACCAAUUUCUAAAUGAUGUCCCUGAAGACUCUCCAUAUUAUAAGAAGAAAUAAAAGACAGAAGCACAUUUUCUUUACAUUUCUUUUUCUCGUACCUUUUAAAACUCAUCAAAAUUCAUUAAAAAUCAGAUGCUGCAGCAGACAACUAAAAGAGAAAGAAUUGAUUGAACUGAGUCAUCGUCAUCGUAGACUUCAUACUGUGUACCAAACUACAAUGAUAACUGCAGUGUCAUCAUCACCUCAUGACAUCUUCAUCUCUCAUUUUUUACUGUGACUUUACACUUUCCUCUGUCCUCAUACUCAUCAUCAUAAAUGUCAUGCUUCUGUUGAUUCCUCUUCCUUAAUUAUUUAUGGUUGUAUUACUCUAAAUAAUUGAUUUUCUUAUAGAUUCAUGUGGAAAAAUUACGAAUUUUUUUCAUACUUUUGAAUUGAAUUUUUCAUUCAUUAAUCUUUAGUUUUGUUUAAUUGAGUUGUACAUUCAUGGUUUUCACAUCAUUUCCCUUAUACCUUUACACCUAGUUUAAAAAAUUAUUAUGAAUGUGCUCUCGACAAAAAAAUUACUUAAAUUCUGCUAGACGACGUGUAUUAAAUUCAAAUUGCCAUAUCAAUUUUUAAAUGAAAAAAUGUUUCAUUUAAAAAAUUUGAAAUUAUUUUGAAAAUUUAUACAAAAAAUACACUUUUUUGGAAGCACAUGACAUGAUAGACAGACACAUGAUCUUAAUUUGCAUGCAAACUUAUGGAAAAAUGUUCAAAAUCCAAUAAAACGAUCCUCUAGAAUAAUUAAUACAGCAUGUAACCCAAGGCAGCACUUAUGAUGUCUAAAAGCAAAAUCUCACAUUUUAAUAGACAUCGUAAGUGAAGAAAAAGAUCCCAACAUCCUUAUCCCUUUAAACCAUUUCUGUCCGUUUGAUACUUUGUCAUGUAAUCUGCAUGUCUUCAACAUCCAAAAUCCCCCCCAAAAAACGCAGAAAUCCUCAAAUUCAACAAACAUUUGUAAAUCAUUAUUUGUACUUCCGUUUCCUUAUUCGUAACAAGAAAAUAAUCUGAAAUUAUAUUUUAUAUGUGUGUAAAUAAAAGAAAUAAAAAAAAAUCUACUCAUGAGGCUUUUCAAGUCUCAUCCUAUUUUUGAUAUUAAAGAAGAA
Chironomus riparius is the source of this 3518-nucleotide messenger RNA. The record is from the annotation of a GenBank genome assembly. NCBI's taxonomy places the organism in Eukaryota, Metazoa, Arthropoda, Insecta, Diptera, Chironomidae.